Molecule: messenger RNA, 1524 nt
Organism: Cryphonectria parasitica EP155
Lineage: Eukaryota; Fungi; Ascomycota; Sordariomycetes; Diaporthales; Cryphonectriaceae
Product: Aldo/keto reductase
Exons: 3
Coding region: 214-1248 (344 amino acids)
Cellular component (GO): cytoplasm
Source: RefSeq, a predicted model, not a curated record
CAUGGAGCCAACACAGAGGGGGUCAAUGAGUCAAUGAUUCAGAAACAAGAUAUAAAAGCUGCGCAACAUUUACAUCUUUUGGAGGUUCAACUAUCCCUCAAGAUCGCUUCAUAUUUAUCAUCGCCACCAGGAUUGGAAAAUACUUCUCACUUAUCUCCCUCUAUAACGGGCUUUUGAGACACUUAUCGAGGGCCACCGACUAAUCAACCAACCAUGGCACCCGACUAUCCCAAGCGUAAGCUCGGCGACGACCUAGUCUCGGCUCAAGGUCUGGGCUGUAUGGGCAUGUCCUUCGCCUACACCUCCUUCGGCGGCCAGGACGACGAGGAGUCACUGCGCGUGCUGACACGGGCGGCCGACAUUGGUGUCACGUUCUGGGACACUUCCGACGUGUACGGUCCUUUCAAGAACGAGGAGCUGCUCGGGCGCUGGUUCAAAGAGACAGGCCGCCGCGAUGAGAUCUUCUUGGCGACUAAGUUUGCAAACAAGUUCGUCGAUGGCAAGAUGGUCGUCGAUGGCUCGCCUGAGUACGUCAAAGAGGCGUGCGCUGCCAGCUUGAAGCGCCUGGGGACGGACCGCAUCGAUCUGUACUACCAACACCGCAUCGACCCCAACACGCCAGUCGAGAAGACCGUGCAGGCCAUGGCAGAGCUCAAGGCCGAGGGCAAGAUCCGCUACCUGGGGCUGUCGGAGUGCUCGUCGCGUACCCUCGAGCGGGCCUACAAGGUGCACCCAAUCGCGGCGGUGCAGAUGGAGUACUCGCCCUUCGCGCUGGAGAUUGAGUCGGAGCAGACCAACCUCCUCAAGACAGCCAGGGCGCACGGCGUCAAGCUGAUCGCCUACUCACCGCUCGGCCGUGGGUUCCUGACAGGGUCAAUCCGGAGCCCUGCGGACCUUGACGAGAAGGACGGGCGCAGGGCCCACCCUCGGUUCAACCAGGAGAACUUUCCUGGAAAUCUGAAGCUGGUCGAAACAUUGGCUGCCAUUGCCAAAGAGAAAGGGUGCACGCCGGGCCAGCUAUCGAUUGCCUGGGUGAUGGCGCAAGGAGAGGAUGUCAUCCCGAUUCCAGGCACAAAGAGGGUCAAGUAUCUCGAGGAGAACGCGAACGCCGUCAAUGUCCAGCUAUCAAAGGAGGACGAGGCCAAGAUUCGCAAGGCUAUUGAGAGCGUAGGCGGAUCUAAGGGAGCACGCUACCCGGAAGCAAUGAUGGAUAGGUGCUUUGGCGAUAGCGUGGAGCUAGAGGAGUGAGGAAUGGUGACAGUCUGUGUGCAGGACUUGGGCUGACUCAUACCGGAAAACAAGGACAAGCAACACCGUUCCACAGGGUUGUUGUAGCCAAUACAUUAGAAGGUAUCGAUAUUCUGUCAGCCGCCAUGCUCAAUAAUCUCAAGAUCGCGAACAUAUAGCCCUUGGAGCUGUGGUGACGAGGGCCCCGAAAGACGAGGCCUCUCCUUGAAGGGCUAGGCUGGGCCAAAGACUUGUGUUUCCCCCUCCAAGCUCCAAAAAUCUCAGAGUGCUGCUCAU